AUGUCGGGUCGUGAAGAUGAAGAAGAAGAUCUUGGAACUGCCAUGCAGAAAAUUCCCAUCCCUGUCAACGUAUUCGAUAAAGAACCCAUGGAUUUGGAUACGGUUUUCGGUUUUGCUGAUGGAGUAAGAGAGAUCAUAGAAGAUUCCAAUUUACUACUUGAGGAAUCUCGAGAGUUUGAUACAAACGAUUCCAAACCGUCUCGAAACUUCUCAAAUCUGCCAACCGCGACAAGAGGUCGUCUUCAUGCACCAAAACGAUCUGGAAACAAGCGAGGAAGACAAAAAAGACUGUCUUUCAAGAGUCCAUCAGAUCUUUUUGAUUCUAAAUUUGGCAUUACCGACAAGAGUUGUUCACAUUGCGGGACGAGAAAGACUCCGCUAUGGAGAGAAGGACCGAGAGGAGCGGGAACGCUAUGUAACGCGUGCGGGAUGCGAUACAGGACAGGUCGGCUACUUCCCGAGUACCGCCCUGCUUCAAGUCCGGAUUUCAAACCUAACGUUCACUCCAACUUUCAUCGAAAGGUUAUGGAAAUCAGAAGGGAGAGGAAGUCAUCUCCUCCGAAUAGCUUCGGUUUCUCGGAGUCGUAUCAUUCAACUAGGAAAUUAGGGUUUUGAACUACUUUGUUUUUCUUUUAUAAGUGUAUAGAUAAAACAUGAUAUUUUAUGUAAAUGAGUUUUUUUUUUUUUA
This is a messenger RNA of Arabidopsis thaliana (thale cress), 688 nucleotides long. It is a transcript of the gene GATA14, whose product is annotated as GATA transcription factor 14. Gene Ontology annotation, molecular function: sequence-specific DNA binding; zinc ion binding. Gene Ontology annotation, cellular component: nucleus. The transcript is spliced from 2 exons. The record is from RefSeq and is marked reviewed. NCBI's taxonomy places the organism in Eukaryota, Viridiplantae, Streptophyta, Magnoliopsida, Brassicales, Brassicaceae. The coding region runs from base 1 to 615 and encodes 204 amino acids. Gene Ontology annotation, biological process: regulation of DNA-templated transcription.